AUGCUGUGCUCAAUAUCCGGCGAAGCUCCUCAGCACCCCGUGGCUUCGUCCAAGUCGGGAAUUGUCUAUGAGAAGCGUUUGAUUGAGACAUAUAUUGCAGAGAACCACAAAGAUCCAGUAAAUGGCGAAGAACUAGAAACUACAGAUCUCAUCGAUCUAAAAUCGUCCAGAAUAGUCACCCCCCGACCCCCAACGCUCACAUCCAUUCCCUCGCUUCUCUCGACCUUUCAAAACGAAUGGGAUGCUAUCGCUUUGGAGUCAUUUACUUUACGACAACAGUUGGAUCAGGUACGGAAGGAGUUGGCAACAGCCCUAUAUCAGCACGAUGCAGCAAUCCGAGUUAUUGCUAGAGUUACAAAGGAACGAGAUGAAGCUCGCGAUGCGUUGUCAAAAGUUUCUGUUGGUGCUGGGGCCUCAGGAAAUGGAGACGCGAUGCAAAUAGACAGCGAAGGUCUACCAGAAGACCUGGCUGCCAAAGUAGAUGCGACGCAAGAGAAACUGUCCAAGACACGAAAAAAGCGACCCGUACCUAAGACAUGGGUUGAUAGGGACACGAUCGAGAAGUUUGGUGUGGCGUCUUCCUCUGAAGAGCUAUUCGCAGGGGCGAGUUCCCUCGCUGUGGAUGAGAGCGGAGACUUAGUGGUUACCGGUGGAUCCGAGGGUACGGCUGGGAUAUACUCCAUAUCAGAGAAGAAAGUACAGCAAUCGUUUAAGGUUGGAGGAGCCGUCACAGAUGCAGUCUGGUAUGGCAGCCAGCCUGUAGUUUCCACGACAUCUGGUGCGGUUAAGGUCUUUGGCGACAGUGAGGCUACAUUCACAUCUCAUGCUGGCAGCGCCAAUGCCCUUGCGUUACAUCCAUGUGGCGACAUUCUAGCAUCAGUUGGGGUUGACAAAAGCUUUGUGAUCUACGAUCUUGUAAAGGGGAGACCAGUAACUCAGAUUUACACAGACUCAGAGCUCACUACUGCCGCAUUCCAUCCUGACGGCCAUCUUUUCGCCGCGGGUGGUGCCGACGGUCAAAUCAAAUUGUUCCACACGAAGUCUGGCGAAAACGCCGCUAACUUUGACUUGGGAGGACCCGUUCAAGACGUUUCCUUCUCUGAAAAUGGUAUCUGGUUUGCGGCCGUUGCUAAGGGGUCCAACAGUGUUGUGAUUUUUGAUUUACGUAAGGAGGGUAAAGCAGCAGAAGCUGAAGUCCUCGAAAUUGGAGGCCAAGUUGAUAGCAUUCGAUGGGACUAUACUGGGCAAUACCUGGCCGCCUCGGGCCCUCGAGGGCUUACCAUCACACAGUAUACCAAGUCGACCAAAUCAUGGUCAGACGUCAUCAGUACAGCAGUUCCGGCAACAGCAGUUGAAUGGGGGUCAGCGGCAAAGACCUUGGUGACUGUUAAUGGAGAUGGUAUAAUUACAGUGCUGGGUUAG
Molecule: messenger RNA, 1422 nt
Organism: Glarea lozoyensis ATCC 20868
Lineage: Eukaryota; Fungi; Ascomycota; Leotiomycetes; Helotiales; Helotiaceae
Product: WD40 repeat-like protein
Exons: 5
Coding region: 1-1422 (473 amino acids)
Biological process (GO): mRNA splicing, via spliceosome; protein ubiquitination; DNA repair
Cellular component (GO): Prp19 complex; U2-type catalytic step 1 spliceosome; cytoplasm
Molecular function (GO): ubiquitin protein ligase activity; protein binding
Source: RefSeq, a predicted model, not a curated record